AUGCCAAAGAACACUGACUAUGCAGAUUCUCACAAUCCAUACCGCAUGCCAUACCUCACGGAGGACAAUUGGCUUCCGUGGAAGAGGCGUGUGCAACAUGUAUGGAAGAGGAAGCGUCUUACCAAAUAUGUGACCGGUGAGAUCCCGAUUCUGCAGCCCCUGCCAGAUAUAGCGACGGCAGAAGAGAAGGCAGCGAGGGAAGCCGAGAUCGCAGAUUGGGAAGACAAAGAUAGUGAAGCAGCAGAGGUCAUGUUGAUGUCCAUGGCUGACGAUCAGCUCAUUCAUGUGAGCGAGUCGGGGACAUCACAUGAGAUUUGGGAGAGUCUUAGAAUCGUGAAGAAGAAGCCAGGCCAUCACGGCCUUCUGGCACACCAGCAUAUGUUAUAUCAACCUCGAGCUCCAGAUGACAAGGACAUGGAUGACUGGUUGAAGGAACUGUGUCAGCUUCGGGAGAAGCUCCACCAGAUGGGAAAGCUCAUCCCGGACGACGAGUUCGUUUCAAUUAUCCUCAUGUCGCUACUGGAAUCCUGGGAUUCAUUCAUGAAUUCCUAUUUCGGAGCAGCAAGAGGGCAGUCACAGUCUGGCAAUGGAACUCAGAUUACAUCACAAGAUCUCAUCGCAGUCAUUCGCAAUGAGAACUGCCGCCGAAAGAGCUGA
This is a messenger RNA of Laetiporus sulphureus 93-53, 657 nucleotides long. RefSeq lists its product as uncharacterized. NCBI's taxonomy places the organism in Eukaryota, Fungi, Basidiomycota, Agaricomycetes, Polyporales, Laetiporaceae. The record is from RefSeq and is a predicted model, not a curated record. The transcript has a single exon. Bases 1 to 657 code for a protein of 218 amino acids.